AUGUGGCUUCUCUGCUUAGAAGUGGUUCGUGGGCAGCAGAGCCUUGGACUGGGGUCUGUGGGAUUUUUCUUAAAUUCUCAGGUAAUUGCUGCCAUGGAAACACAACUGUCUAAUGGACCAACUUGCAAUAACACAGCCAAUGGUCCAACCACCAUAAACAACAACUGCUCAUCGCCAGUUGACUCUGGGAACACAGAGGACAGCAAGACCAAUUUAAUAGUCAACUACCUUCCUCAAAACAUGACACAAGAAGAGCUGAAGAGUCUGUUUGGAAGCAUUGGGGAGAUAGAGUCCUGCAAGCUUGUAAGAGACAAAAUAACAGGACAGAGCUUGGGUUACGGCUUUGUGAACUACAUUGACCCCAAGGAUGCUGAAAAGGCUAUCAACACGCUGAACGGAUUAAGGCUUCAAACCAAAACAAUAAAAGUUUCCUAUGCGCGACCAAGUUCAGCUUCUAUCAGAGAUGCAAAUUUGUACGUCAGUGGACUUCCAAAAACAAUGACCCAGAAGGAACUGGAGCAGCUCUUUUCUCAAUAUGGACGCAUUAUUACUUCUCGUAUUCUAGUUGACCAAGUCACUGGGGUAUCAAGAGGUGUAGGAUUCAUCCGAUUUGAUAAGCGGAUUGAGGCAGAAGAAGCUAUCAAAGGUUUGAAUGGGCAGAAGCCUCCAGGUGCCACAGAGCCAAUCACCGUAAAGUUUGCUAACAAUCCAAGCCAAAAAACCAAUCAGGCCAUCCUUUCCCAGCUGUAUCAGUCUCCAAACAGAAGGUAUCCAGGACCUCUAGCUCAGCAGGCUCAACGCUUUAGGUUGGACAAUCUGCUCAAUAUGGCUUAUGGAGUAAAGAGUAGGUUUUCACCAAUGACCAUUGAUGGAAUGACCAGUUUGGCCGGAAUUAAUAUCCCUGGACAUGCAGGAACAGGAUGGUGCAUUUUUGUGUACAAUUUGGCACCUGAUGCAGAUGAGAGCAUUCUGUGGCAAAUGUUUGGACCCUUCGGAGCAGUAACCAAUGUGAAGGUCAUCCGUGACUUUAACACAAACAAGUGCAAAGGUUUUGGAUUUGUGACUAUGACAAACUAUGAUGAGGCAGCCAUGGCAAUAGCCAGCCUGAAUGGAUACCGUCUUGGGGACAGAGUCUUGCAGGUCUCCUUUAAAACAAACAAAACGCACAAAGCCUAA
Emys orbicularis (European pond turtle) is the source of this 1176-nucleotide messenger RNA. RefSeq names its product ELAV like RNA binding protein 2 (gene ELAVL2). The record is from RefSeq and is a predicted model, not a curated record. The coding region runs from base 1 to 1176 and encodes 391 amino acids. Gene Ontology annotation, cellular component: ribonucleoprotein complex. The transcript is spliced from 7 exons. NCBI's taxonomy places the organism in Eukaryota, Metazoa, Chordata, Testudines, Emydidae. Gene Ontology annotation, molecular function: RNA binding.